This is a messenger RNA of Staurois parvus, 1078 nucleotides long. The record is from the annotation of a GenBank genome assembly. Lineage: Eukaryota; Metazoa; Chordata; Amphibia; Anura; Ranidae.
AUGCGACUCAGGAUGUACAGUCACAUGAUCCAGCGGGAUCCUUUCUGUAACAUUUUACGAUACGUUGUCACCGCGACUUCCCAUCUGCCCAGGUCUAAGAGAACAAUAUUUUCUUUUUCAGACGACAGGAAGUGGUAUGAAUUCCCGUCUCCGAGCAGUCAGGAGAGCCGGCCGUGCAACAGGAAGGGGCACAGUGCUGUGGUGUACCGGGCCGCCAUGUUCAUCUACGGGGGAUAUUUCGAUAUCGAGGGCGCGGUGGAGGAAUUCUGGGUGUUUUAUUUUGACACCCAGAAAUGGUCAGCGCUAAGUCCACGCACACGGGGCCUCGGUCCGGGACCUCGCCAUGGCCACUCCAGUGCCACACAUAACUCUGCAAUGUACCUGUUUGGGGGAUUAAAGAAUAUGGCUGAGCAAAAUGACUUCUGGAGGUUUGACUUCCGCCGACACAACUGGUCCAACAUCAAAACCAGCUCCGGCCCCCCUAAGCUAGUAGGCCAUGCAUCAGCUGCCCACCAGGGCUGCCUAUGGGUCAUCGGUGGAGGACUACCGUCACGCAGCCCCACCAGUAACUUGUGGAAAUACGACUUCGCCUCCUGCUCUUGGAAGAGGAUAUCCCGUGGAAAAGAACACAAUGGCUGUGCCAGGAUGUACCACUGCAUCGUCCCAUUGGAUUGGCGCUCCCGGCUGGGAACGGGAAGCUCAGAUUCUGGACUUGACAGGAGCUCUGAAGGCGAACAACCCAACAAACUCCAUUCGUUUCACUCCUGGGGUGCCAACAAAGUGUCCACCAUUCCUAUCUCGGAUGUUAUAGAGAUGAAGCCUCUGAAAGAUCACUCGUCCAGCCCUUUGUUCUGCUCCUGUUCAUCGUCCGCUGACCAAACAGAUGAGCACCAAGUCCUCACUGCCUAUGAGAACAAAUGCUUCUCCUACUCCGGGGAGGAAAACUGAUGCAGAUCAUUGCCAGAUGGGCUCCGAUGGCCAGACUCUGCCAGCAAAGGAGAAUGUCUUCCUGGUCAUAGGUGGGAAGCCUUUAUCCAGACACUGCGAGAUCUCUGUAUCACAUAUCCAGCUGGAGUAG